Molecule: messenger RNA, 186 nt
Organism: Parastagonospora nodorum SN15
Lineage: Eukaryota; Fungi; Ascomycota; Dothideomycetes; Pleosporales; Phaeosphaeriaceae
Exons: 2
Coding region: 1-186 (61 amino acids)
Source: RefSeq, a predicted model, not a curated record
AUGUCGACGCCACGCUUGCGUUCCGUUUCACGGCAGCGGAUCAUACGAGCAUGGCGCGCUGCUAGUGUAGCAACAUUUUACCGCAAGAGCUUGGAUCGACGUUGGACGCGACCAUCACUACCCAAGCCUCUCUCAGAAGACACUGAGCUCGGUACACCUACCAAGUUGGAAAAGCUCCUAUGUUAG